Sphenostylis stenocarpa is the source of this 276-nucleotide messenger RNA. The record is from the annotation of a GenBank genome assembly. Lineage: Eukaryota; Viridiplantae; Streptophyta; Magnoliopsida; Fabales; Fabaceae.
AUGGCAUGUGAGGUAGGACCUGGUCUUUUUGAUGCAUUUGCAAAUAUGGCAGGUGAGCUUGUAGGUGGUGUGGUGGAGGUGGUAGUAGCCUUGUGUGACCGAAACAAACCUCGAAGAAAAAGAUUCACCCAAGAAAUGAAAAAUAGUGAAAAUUCAGAAAUAGAACCCUGUAGAUUGGAAACCGCAGAAGAAUUGCGUAGGAAGAAGCAGUUGACAGUUGCGUUGGCUAACGGGCGUGUCGAUCGUGGUGUGGACCACAUGACUUUGUUUUUCUGA